CCGGCAGAGUCGUUAAAGUUGUUUACAAAUGGAGGAUAAAUCGCGCGUUUGCAAGUGGGUUCAACUGAAUUCUACGCAUACAACUUAAAUUUGUGUUUCCAGACAGUGUGAGUCAGUGGUGGAUGUGUUCCUCAAGUUAGACCAGUCUGACCAGUCUCCGCUAACACUACCAAGCAGUACCACUCACUGUAGUACCAAGCCACAACAUGGGCUUCCAGCUGAAGAUAGUGUUUCCCCCCACAGAGGCAGUAUGAGUACACACGGAACUCCCAAGGUGCCAGGGAACUCAAGUAAUGGCAGCAAUCUUCCUGAGGCACGGACCUCCUUCCAGUCCACCUCUCCUAGGGCCAUCAUGUCUUCUCCUGCUGGAGACACUGCUCAGUCCAAAGAACCUCAAGAUGUCCAGAGCACUGAUGAACAUGAAGUCACAGAGAAGGAGCUUCUGCAGCAACCAAGUCAGUCUGACUCAGUAAGUGAGGAGUUUCAGUAUCAAACUGCUGCGUCUUCCUUUGAAAACCUCCAACCCCAGAUGGCCUCUACACCUGUCAAAGGGGGGAGAAAUGUAUCUAUGACGAAGAUGCUGAUGAGUUCGGAGCAAUAUUUUAGUGCCCUGGAGCUGACAAAUGACACUACAUAUGAGACAGAAAGAGCCUAUGAGGACAAUCCAGUGGAAGAGGAGAAACCUUCUCUGUCCCAAUACACCCCUGCGAGAGAAAGUCUGCACAAUAGUAGGGAAGAAACUGUUGUUGAUAAAAAGGAGAGUGUAUCUUCAAGUGUAGAAAUCAUUGAGAAAUACAGUGGGCCUGGUGCUCUGACAGAUUUUGUAAAUCCAUAUAAACUUGGUGUUAGGUCCAGUACAGAAUCAAAAGAUUCGGAUCAGAAUGAAAGUAGCGAGGAUGUUUCAAAUGAUAAGGAUGCUGCAGUCAACUCAGAUGUAAGCAUGUCAGAUGUUAAAUCACAAGGAAGCAUUGAAGAUGAUCCUGAAACUGGAAUAAGAGGUGGCUGUCGACCAAAGACAGCUGUGGGCCAAUUACAAAAAGAAAGUGAUAGUAGCAUACUUCUACAACGGAAAGGGAGUAAUCUGAAGAUGAGGACAUUAUCUAGCGCUGAUAUCACAGUUGUAAAAGAUGCUGAAAGUACAGCAAAAACACAUGGUGUCAAGGAAACUAUAUCUUAUGUCAGUAGGCCAUCUGUAGUAGGUCAUUCUGUUGAUUCCAUUGUUCAUCAUACAAGUCCAAGUCCAAGAAAGAUACAGUCUGAAAAUUAUGCCUCUAUUGAUCCUACUACAAGAGAAACUGUUAAAAAAAGCCAGUCCAUUCAGGUAAAAAAAACUGUCAAUACCGGUAAUGUUCAUGGUCAUGCUAUGCAAAGUGAAAUCUCUGAAAAGACCAAUGUCACGCCAGAGGUUGAAAAGUUGAAGAAAAUAAAACUCCUUGAAAUUAAGAUGGAUGAUACGGAAAAGAAAAUUGAUAAAAAGGAUAAUACAGAUCGUAAGGCAUUUCUUAAAGAUGAGAAACCGGAUGUCAGGUCUGCAGCUGAUACCGGUGGUAAAAAAGUUGUCAGUAACAUUUUGAGUGAUGGACGAUUGGGUGCUCGUAUUGGUGCACAGGCUAGUCGAAAGCAGGCUUCAUCAAGACACAUGACUCCACAAACAGGCACUGCGAUUGGUUUACGGCCCAGUGUGGGGGAAUAUAAAUCUCCAGGGCUGCUUCUUCGUGAAAAGCAACGUAAAGAGGCAGAGAGAAAUCUAUUUUCAAAUGACGAAGGCUCUUCAAAACCACCUGUGAUAAUUUCGUACUGGAGGAAAGGUGACAAGGUGAUGUCACCUCUUGCAAAAUCUAAAAAUACAGAAAAUAAUGGCAAUGAAUCUGUUUCAACACAAAGUUUUAGCUCUGAUAACAGUGACCAUAGCAGUACGUCCAAUAUUUCAGAGCAUGCAGCAAAAUCUGUUUUUUCCGGUCCUGGGGAUAAAGUCCAGAUGGUUGGAGACUUGGUGUCUCAUUAUAGUGGAGAAAAGUAUAAUACUCCCCUGAAGCUUCUUCAGAGACAUGUGGACAGGAUGAGAAGCACUUCACAGGAAAAGUUCAAGAAAGAGGAAAAAGGAUUUAAACAAGACAGUACAACAUCUAAAUAUGCAGUUGAUGAGUCUGUGACAUGUGACUCCCCAAUCAUUCUUAAUGAAGAACAGGAGAGAGAUGGAAAGUCUCAAGAGCCUUUGGAAAAGGAUGUGUCUAGUGAGCAAGAAUUUGAAAUCUCAGAAAAAAAGUCUAAUAGUACAAACGAAUAUGAGGGAACUUCUGAAAUAUCAGAUAGUCAAAGAGAAAUAAGACCAAGUAAAAUCAUAGACAUUGCAUUCUCAAAAGAAAAUGAUCCAAAAAAGUAUCUACUAGAUAAAGAUGAACAAAAGUCAAAACAGACUGAUAGUACAGCUACCAUAUCAGAGUAUACAACUCCUUCAAAGUUGUUGCAAAAGUAUCAAGAGAGAGAAGGGGUUCAGAUGAACAGUCCUGGAUAUGGAGCUUUUGAGUACUCAACUCCAUCCACACUGAUACAGACAAGAGAGUCUGAGCCUUCCACUCAGCACCCAGACCACAAGGAAAGUCUUCUGGAUUACACAACUCCUUCAAAGUUGUUGCAAAAGAAUCAAGAGAGAGAAGGGGUUCAGAUGAAUAGUCCUGGAUAUGGAGCUUUUGAGGACUCAACUCCAUCCACACUGAUACAGAGAAGAGAGUCUGAGCCUUCCACUCAGCAUCCAGACCACAAGGCAAGUCUUCCAGAUUACACAACUCCUUCAAAGUUGUUGCAAAAGUAUCAAGAGAGAGAAGGGGUUCAGAUGAAUAGUCCUGGAUAUGGAGCUUUUGAGUACUCAACUCCAUCCACACUGAUACAGAGAAGAGAGUCUGAGCCUUCCACUCAGCAUCCAGACCACAAGGAAAGUCUUCUGGAUUCCACAACUCCUUCAAAGUUGUUGCAAAAGAAUCAAGAGAGAGAAGGGGUUCAGAUGAAUAGUCCUGGAUAUGGAGCUUUUGAGGACUCAACUCCAUCCACACUGAUACAGAGAAGAGAGUCUGAGCCUUCCACUCAGCAUCCAGACCACAAGGCAAGUCUUCCAGAUUACACAACUCCUUCAAAGUUGUUGCAAAAGUAUCAAGAGAGAGAAGGGGUUCAGAUGAAUAGUCCUGGAUAUGGAGCUUUUGAGUACUCAACUCCAUCCACACUGAUACAGAGAAGAGAGUCUGAGCCUUCCACUCAGCAUCCAGACCACAAGGAAAGUCUUCUGGAUUCCACAACUCCUUCAAAAUUGUUGCAAAAGAAUCAAGAGAGAGAAGGGGUUCAGAUGAAUAGUCCUGGAUAUGGAGCUUUUGAGGACUCAACUCCAUCCACACUGAUACAGACAAGAGAGUCUGAGCCUUCCACUCAGCAUCCAGACCACAAGGCAAGUCUUCCAGAUUACACAACUCCUUCAAAGUUGUUGAAAAAGUAUCAAGAGAGAGAAGGGGUUCAGAUGAACAGUCCUGGAUAUGGAGCUUUUGAGUACUCAACUCCAUCCACACUGAUACAGACAAGAGAGUCUGAGCCUUCCACUCAGCAUCCAGACCACAAGGAAAGUCUUCUGGAUUACACAACUCCUUCAAAAUUGUUGCAAAAGAAUCAAGAGAGAGAAGGGGUUCAGAUGAAUAGUCCUGGAUAUGGAGCUUUUGAGUACUCAACUCCAUCCACACUGAUACAGAGAAGAGAGUCUGAGCCUUCCACUCAGCAUCCAGACCACAAGGCAAGUCUUCCAGAUUACACAACUCCUUCAAAGUUGUUGCAAAAUUAUCAAGAGAGAGAAGGGGUUCAGAUGAAUAGUCCUGGAUAUGGAGCUUUUGAGUACUCAACUCCAUCCACACUGAUACAGAGAAGAGAGUCUGAGCCUUCCACUCAGCAUCCAGACAACACAACUACUUCAGAGUUGAACAGAAGAAGUCUUGAAGCAAAUAAAAGUCAUGAGAGAAACCCAGGCUUUUAUUUUUUCAACUAUUCAACACCAUCACAGAUGGUUGAGAAGAGGCAGCAACAAAAUCAAAUUCCUGUUAGCAAUACAAGUUUCCCGGAUAAUACAACACCAUCUCAACUUCUCAGAAGUGAGCAAGAUCUUGAAGAAAGGAGGAGGAAGAGUCCUGGAUAUGGAGUGUUUGAUUAUACUACACCCUCACAGUUGAUGUGGGCAAGAGAGAAUGCACCAUCAGGUAGUGGACUUCAGAACCAACAUGUCAAUUCAAGAGGGUCAGAUUCACAUGUUUCUCAGGCAAAACCUCUUUUUCCAGGACUUGGGACAUUUUCAUAUACUACUCCCUCACAACUUGGAAUGCAGAGUCAACCAUCUUCCCCAGCCUGCUUAGAGCACAGGGACUCAGGCCUCUUACAGACAGAUGGAAGCAGACCUGGAACCAAGCAGGAUUUGGAUCCUGCUCUGAGUGAUAUCACAACAUAUUUCAGAGAAUUAUCAGACAGGCUGAUAAGUGUAUUCCCGGAGUCUUUCAGUGAACCAGACUUCAUAAAACAACACCCUGUUUUCUCUGGAAACAGAUUCUGUCCACAAAACACAGACAGCUAUUCAGACACUGGUCAGAGACAACCAAUGCCAAGUCAACCUCUCUCUGUCACAGGCUCUACUUAUUCCCAUAAAACCUACAGCCCAGCUACAGGAAUGUCCACAGACUCUGGCUUUGGACACUCAGGCAGAGAUUCUGCAUCUUCUCUGAGCUAUCCAGAUUCUGUUUUCACUCCUAGAGACUCUUCACUGAGGGUGACAUCUAAUCUCAGUUUUGAUGCUUACUCAGAUGAUGAAGAACAUCCUUCGGAAGAGAAGAGAACCAUGCCAAAAAGUUUGCAUUUAGCUCUGUCAGCCAAUGAAAUAUUCUGGAAACUAUUCAGUGCCAACCCAAGCCUAUCCCUGCAUGUGCUGGGGUCUGAGUUUGACACAGCUCUGCACACCCUGAACCAACUGUACAGUAGCUAUUGCUCCGGACACCCAUCUACUCCUCCUAUUCCUGUCAACCCUGUGGUCCCUAGAGGUCCAGUCUCAGCUUCUGCUCUCUCUACCACAUCUGUCAACCCUGCUGCACCCUAUCCCUUCCACAUGACACCUGAUAGACAUACAAGUCAGGAGGAGAACUUCCACACUGACGAGGAUGAGUCCAGGCCAGGUGACGUUCAGCGCAAGAUGUCUUCCUCCAUGUCAGUCAGCCCUCAUACAUCAGACAUCCGAAACUUUAUGGUGGAGAAGGAGAAGAUGGAGAGCCAGAUGCGGAAGCUGCAGGUGGAGAACUCGACCCUGGUGAUGGAGAACAAGUUGAUGAAGGAGAAGUUCAACAGGGCCUCCGCCAAAGUUACUGAACUGGAACAGAAGUUGAGCUCUGCCCACAAUGAGAUGGACAGCCUCCAAACCAGCAUGACUACAGAGAUCUCUACCCUGUAUGACAAGACACGAUCCGAGGCACAGCGAGACAUGGACCAGUUUCAGACCAGGAUUGUCUCCCUUACACGCCAUAACGAUACUCUACAGGCAGAGGUGCUAAGUCUUGAGAAGCUGCUGGAGUCCUCCCAGAGAGAGGCUGAUGCUAUCAGGACCAGUGCUGAGAGAUCCAGGGCCUUUGAAGCAUAUAAGAUUGAGGCCAAUUCCCUCAAGAGUGAGCUGGAUCAUGUGAAGAUGCUGCUUCAGCAGAGUGAGAGUCAGGUGAAGGCUGAGAUUGACCGGGCCCAGAAUGCCCAGCACCAGGUUGUGAAACUGACUGAGAUCAGGAACCUUCUCCAGCAGCAGAUAGAUUCAGGAGGGGUGGGUUCAUCGGUUGCUGAGAAACAGGUGCAAGCAUUAGAGCAACGACUUCGAGUGACGGAAGACCGACUGCACCAGGAGAGAGCUGAUCGGGCCAAUAGCCUCUCUACAGUGGAAGAAAAGCUCUUAACUGAGAAUGCUCGUUUACAGUCAUCAGAGAAAGAGCUGACAAGGCAGCUUCACAGAGAGAAGGAUAAGUCACGGAACCUAGACCAGAGAUGCCGCGAGCUGAAGGUUGAUAAUGAGAACCUACGUCUCUCAGUCCCCCUCGAUGACUCCUACCUCAUCAACGAUAACACCAACAUUCCAUGCAACAAGCAAUCCUCACAGAAACAAGACCAAAAAAAGGUCUCCGACAUCAAGUACAUCCUGUCUCAGGUGGAAAAGCAGGCAGGAUUGACCGCAGGUCAGGAGAAGGAGAUCAUCUGUCAUCUGUGGAACACGCGUGACUCUGCAAGAUGCCAGCUGCAGCUGUGGGAGCUGCAUCUACAGGACCUGGAGCUGUGUGGGGAGGAUGUGGAGCAAGGGCUGCAGAACCUGCGAGAGAUGAAGGGGGAAUAUGAGAACAAGUUGCAUCAUGUCGAGGAGAAGAUCGAGGACAUCCGCUCCGAGAAGAUGGCCUUUGAGAACAUGUACAAGGAGCAGCUGUCGGUGUUGGUGAAGGAGAAGCACGAGGCGUGUGCUCGGCUCCAGACACUGGAGGACAUGAUGGAAGCCAUGAAGAAAGAGAAUGACAUGCUACGACUCAGUCUGGCCUCAGCAGUUCCUGACUGUAAUGCAGAGAGAGUCUCGGCAGAACAGGAAGCUCGUGUGGAGCACCUGACGCUAGAGAUCCACAACCUCACAGGGCAGACAUCACAGCUGCAGCGGAACACCCAGCAGAUGCAGACAGAGAUAGAGACACUGCAGUCACAGCUGAAGUCCCGGGACCAGGAGCUGCUGGAGACCAGGUCGCAGCUGGACAUUGCCCACAGCCGCAAAACUGACGACUCUGACAACAGGAGGCAACACAAGAUCGACCAACUCACGGCUCAGGUCAGCAGUUUGCAAAAUGAGGUCAAGUCACUGAGUGACCGCUUGGGCAGUGCUACAGUGGAAAAGAACCACCUGGAGAAGCAGCUGGAGGACGCCAGCAGGCAGCUGACCCUCGCCAAGUCCCGAUCUAGGGACCUGAUGGCCGCUGGGAUCACUGAAGCCAAGGUGAGAAUGUUGGAGGGCGAGGUGGCACAGAAGGAGCGUGAGAUGCUGAAGAUGACAGCUCAGAUCCACGAGUCGGACAUGGCACUGCAGCAGACGAGGCAGGAUCUGGGCUUCCAUCAACAGCACAUUGCAGAUCUGGAGGGACAGGUGGAGAGCCUGGAGCAGCAGGUGAUGCAGCGAGGGCAGAUGCUGGAGACGGUGCGUGGGAAGGAGGAGGAGCAGCUCCAGCAGUUCCAGCUGGUGAAGUACUCGCUUGAUGCUGCCACCAACUCCCUGAACCAAUCCAGGGCAGAGUUCAACAUGAUUCAGCUCGAGCUGAGCAAGGAGCAGAGUCGGCGGGAGGCGGUGGAGAGAGAGCUGCAUCAUGCACGCCAGCCCCGGGAUCCCGAUGCCGAUGUGGUUACACCAGAAGCUGGAUCUGCCAUGGAGGUCCGAGUACAGGAACUGGAGAAUGAGCUGAAUCAAGUCCGUGGACAGCUGGUGGAUGCAGCCUCAGUCCUGCAGUGUAAGGAGGAGGAGCUGUCUGGGGAGAGGACGGAGAUGGCUCGUGCGAGGGAGGACCUGGAGAGGGAGAGGACCACAUCCUGCCAGAUGUCAGCGGAGAAGGUGCAGCUGCAUCAGCAGCUCCAGGCGCUGAGUGAGGAGAGGAAUAGUCUGCUGGAUGAGAAGGGUCAGGCAGAGGAGGACCUGGUCAAGCUAGAGAGCCGGCUGCAGGAGGUGGUGCACAAGUUCCAGAUGGAGGCCAGCAAGCAGCAUGACAACUUCAACACAGCCUACCCUGAGCCACAGACAGCACAGGACAAACAGAUGCUGUCAGAACUGAUGUCUCUUCGUCUGCUUGUGGGAGGAAGGGAGAAGGAAUCCAUGUCCCUCAAUGAUAAGAUCAGUCGUCAGCAGAUGGAGACAGGCUUCCUGCAGCAUCGUGUUGAGCUACUCCGCCAGGAGAACCAAUACAACCAAGAGGACGUCCGCUCCCUCAGCAGCCAGCUCCUCCAGAAGAUGAAAGAAAAGACAGCAACAGUGGAGCUCAACACAUACAUGGCCCGGGAGAAGUCGACCCUGCAGCAUGAGAACAAAGAACUGACUCGGGACAUCGAGCGGGAAAGAGACUUCGUCCGCAGGAGGAAGGCUGAGGUGUCAGAAGUCAUUAAGAAGAUGGAGAAGUCCGAGUCGAGUCAGCGUGACACUGUGCAGGAGCUGAACGAGAGACAGGGCCACAUCGCCAGUCUGGAGACAGAUUUACGCCAGGCCAAGCGGGAAAACACCUACCUUGACACGGAGAACCAACAGCUGAAGGUGAAGGUCGACCAGCUGAAGGAGGAGGUCCAGAAACUGACGUCAAUCAGUCACUCGCUGGAGAACAGACUGGAGAUGGAGCAGGCAUCGCUGGCUGGUGAGCGGGGGAACUAUGCCAAGAAGAAGGAGGAACUUGUGUCCACCCAACAUAAGUUAGAUACGCUGCAACGUGAGCAGAACAUGCUUCUCAAUAACCUGGACGCUGAGAGAAAGCAGUGUGAGCAACUCAAGGAGGAAGUUUCGUCAUGUGAAGCAUCGGAGAGGAGCCUGCAGGAACAGUUGAACUCACUCCAGGCAGACCACGACAGCCAGCGCGGCCAGAACCUGGCUCACAGAGACAAUCUGGAGCAGCUCAAGAAGGAGAAGACAGCAAUCUUCCAGGACUACCAGGAUGUGUGUCGGCAGCUGGGGGAGAAGGAGAAGAAGAUGUGUGACGUGAAGGAUGAGUGUGAGCGGAAGCUAGAGGCGGUGAAGAGAGAUGCAACACUGCAGCGGACCAGAAUGGACCAGGAACGGGAAUCCAUAGAAAGAGAUCUGAAGACUUACAAGGAGGAGAUCAGUGAGCUGAAUGAGAAGCUGAGACUGAAGGAUGUGCAACUCAACGCCUUCGGUCGGACUCUGACACAACUGGAAGAUGUCACUCGAGAGAAAAAGUCUUUAGAGGUGAAGGUUGAGAAGAUGGAGUCAGCUGCUGAGGAGACCAAGUAUCUGCUGGAGGCCAAUAGAACUGAGAUCUUGGGAAUGAAGGAGACCCACUCUCAGCUACAGGAGAGUCUGGCCAAGACGCAGAUGAACUACCUCAGUGCCCAAGAGCAGCUGCGGACUCACACCGACUCCACCGCCGGCCAGGUGCUGCACCUCAAACACACCAUCAGUGAACUCAAGACGCAGCAUGAAGGCGAGUUGGCUCAUCUCAGGGAGGCCCUCAACCAGGCGGAGGCAAAUCAUCGUUCUGUUGAGAUGUCCUUGAGAGAUGUUGCCGAGAAACGAGAUGAACUUGAUGCAGACAAGAAGAGCUUGGAGAGGUCAUUUGAGGAGGUUAAAGGUCAAGUGGCAGAGGAAGUCAUGAACAGAAAACUCCUGGAGCAGAGGUCGGAAUCACAGAAAUCCCAUCUCGAGAACACAAAGAAGAAGAAGCAUAGCCUGGAAGAGAAGACAGCUGAGCAGCUGGCACGACUGGCCAGAGUGGAGUCGGAGCUGCAGAUGGAGCGGGAAAGAGUGAUGACCUUGACUGGGCAGGUGCAGGAGCUGGAGGCGGGUCUCCAUGGCAACCAGUCAGCUGCUAAAGCUAAGCAGGAGCAGGUUGACAUACUACAGAGUGAGGUUGGCAAGCUCCAGCGUCUCCUUGACACACAGAAACAACAGCUUGGAGGCAAGUACCGCAAGGCCAACCUGGAGAUCAAACAACACCUAGAGACAAGUGAGACGGAGAAGGCAAAGCUGUCCCAGGAGGCCCAGCAGCUGUCCGUGCACCUGGAGCAGGCCCGGGAACAGAUCGCCAUUAAGAACAAGGAGAACCUUCGGCUGCAGGAGGAGAUCCUGUCUCUGGAGGACCAGGUGCGGGAGAACUCCUCCCAACUGAAGCAGGCCAUGGACUCUAUCCGCAUAGAGGAACAGAUGCAGUCAGAUCUCAACAGCAGGUUCAGCGAGCAGGAGGAGGAGCUCAGGAGACUCCGCACAUUCCUGGCCAGGAAGGCCGAAGAAGGAAGCAGCAGCGAGAGCAAGGGCAUGUGGCAGGAGAUGAACCGAGUGAUCCAGGACCUAAGUCGGCAGAUGCAUCAGCACAUGGAGUCCCAGAAAUGCAGCGACAAGGAGGCUCGGGACCGGGAGAUCAAGCUGGCCAACAGCUUCAAGAAGCAAGUCGCCACCCUGGAGUCUGAGCUGAAGACUGAGCGAGCUCUUCAUCAGAUCACAAGGAGCUCACUCAAGUCUCAGGAGGAUGACAACAGCAGGCUGAGGGACCAAAUGUUUUCAAUGAGACGCAAGAGUACCUCCCCGGAAAAGAAGUACAAGAGUCGCAGUGAAGAGAUCAACGAACUGAUAUCCCGCUCCCAGUCUCGUGCUCAGGCCAUACUGUCCUCCGGAGCAUAUACUGAUGGAACACUGAAGAACAUCAAUCCAACAAAAGACUACAACUUCAACUCUAAUGACCUUGACCGGAGCCAGUCUCCAGACACUGCCUCCCAGAUGAGUGACAUCUCCUGUGGCAGCAAUGGUCCCGUCUACCUAGCUUUCCUCAACUCCUCCGGGACCUGGCAAACUCCAGGAAGUGGAAAUGUCACACCAAGGAAAUCCCCAUGAUGAUUUCAAAUGACUGUAUCCCAUUCCACAAAGCAACCAUAGAGCUACAUACCUCCAGCGGUAGAAACACGACUUAGUCAUUUGCCCCAGUGAUGAUAGGAAUAGGCACAAGUUCCAAGUUGAAGUUAUUUCUACUAGUCCUAUCGAUACCCUAACUGUUGUGAAUUUUGGUUGGGACUUAAGGACUAGUGGCAGUUUCUAAUGCUGACAGCGUUAGCCGAUGUUGAGGUGUGUUCAGUUAUCGUAGCACAUGAUUACUUUGUGGAACAGGAGUCAGAAGUGUGAACUUCCACAAUAUAUGAACGCUUGGGACACCAAUAACAUUAACAAAUGUAUCUUGUUUAUACAUUCAAUGUCAUUCAAAUAUUUUACUGUUGUGAAGCGAUGUACUUUUCAUAACAUGAAGAUUAUGGAAGAAUGUCUUUGCCAGAAAAGAUGUUAUUUGUUCAUUUGUUCUCACUUUUAUGUUGCAUUGUUAGUAGAUUUUCAAAAAGUCAUUUUUAUCUAUGUUGUGAUAGGUCAGAGAUGAAGUCAAAAUGUUAAUGGUGCUUUUGCCGACUUUUCUGUUGAAGUUCAGAUAGUAUGGAUGAAAUCCAAAUAGGUUUGCAAAUAUUUACAAAAGAAAGUCAUUCCAGAGACAGAGGUCUUUCAUGAAUCUGUUUCACCGAAUAUUGGAAUACAGUCAAACACCAUUGUGUCAAACUUUGAAGUGCCAAUGUUGAUGUGCUGAACUUUCAGUUGUCUGAAAGUAAAAGAUUGGUCCCUGCGUAUUCCUUUAUUCGUCAUAUUUGGUUAAGUCGAACCUCUGAUAACUGGAAGUAUUUCCAUAGAUCCCUUAAACCUCGUCAUUCCUCACAAUUCCAUCCACUUUUGCCAGAAACAGAAGAAGUCAAUAUAAAUGGUUAUCUUAGCUCAAUAGGAAUAAACCAUUACAAUUGUUAUUGGCAGUUCCACAAAACUGUUCAAUACAAGGCAAUAUUUAAUGACUAUAAUCCAUUAGACUUAUUAGAAAUAUGGAUUACAUGUCGAAAAUAAUGUUUUACAUGCCUGAUACUUAAUUACAUAGUUGAUCUCUAAGAUCUUGGGUCAGUAUCUUUCUCUCAAAUCUUGCUCCUUCAGUAAAGAGUUUUUAGGUAAUGCUCCUGAUGCCUAGUGACAUGCUGUUGUGACACUGCAGAGAGGCACCCACACCAGGGCCUCAAGAUGCGUCUUUUAGUUCCAUGAUGGUGAAUAGCUGCUGUACUUUCCUAGAACCUGUGAUACAAUUAUUUAUUAAUUCAUUCAUUUCCAUUAUACAUAUGCUAUGUGAUUUUUUAGAAUGCUAAUAUUGUUAUAGUGUUAUGCCUAGCUGUGAUCUCUCCAUCAUUCCAUCAACAUCAUGUCCGACUGUGUUGUCAAUGUCCACAUGUGUUAUAUAGUACUCACUAUCUGCCAUAAUAGAUGUAUAAUAUAUUUACUGUACUCUUGAACAUGUGACCUGUGAAUGGACUUGUGUAAGGCUGAAGAAAACAUUGGUUCUUGGGUAACUAAUUGGUGCAUGUUGGUAACAUGUUUGUUUUAGUUUCAAAAAUACAAAAAAAACGUGUUUAUGUUUUGCAUGAAAACUAAAUGAAAUAGGUUCUUAAUGUGUGGAACCAGUCAUUUGAGAUGUCCCAAUUUAUUGUAAAUAGUCAUGUCCCUUAGUCAUGCCAGGAUCUGCAGAUUAAUGAUUCAAAUCCCUGAUUCUGCCUGGUCAGCGUUUUACUGUGCAUUUUGGUGUGACCAGAUUUAUUAUGGCAACGGACUGUACCACAUUGGACUUUUCCUCCAACAUUAAUCUCACUUUCAAUAGUUGGCUCAGUAUCUUUUUCACUUGUUAGUUUUCCCAGCUCAUAUAGAACAGAAAUGUGCAUUCCAAGUGGAUGUUGGUUUUGUAUUAUUUUGCUCACAUUUCUGUUUUGACAAGUGCUGUCUGUAGAUGUUGCAGUGUCUUCUAUAUCAGGUUGUUUUAGUUGAUGGUGCAAUAACCAGUCCAGGCUUGCAGUAUCAGUUACUGUAUUGAUUCAGAGAGCAAUAAGAUGUCCACAUGGCUGGUUAGGAAGGGUUAUGUUGUGCAUCUAUCAUAGUUAGGGAUGGAACUGCUAGAUACAGCAGUGGUGAGUCUGUGAUGGUCAAAGAGACCUGACCACACACUGACCAUCUGAACAAGGACAAGCAGAGCAGGCCAGUGACCUAGUCCCUCAUGUCAAUUAUCCUUUGCACCAUAUCUCACUCUCACCAUACAAAUAUUUCGCAGGCUGUCAGGGAAUCUGUUGUUAGUCCAGUAGACAUAGAAGCUCUGUGCUUGUAUUGUGUACCUUGUAUGUGAAUGUUGUAAGUUCUUUGACACACAUCAAAAUGUUCAACUGUGGUCCUAACAGUUCAUAUGUCAAAUUCAUCUUUACAGUUGGGAUUGUUGGUGCUAAAAGAAUUUUUUCGUUAGUUUUGGCUUGUUAUAGACCUGAGGUGGUGCAUAAAGAAAAGUUUUGCUUUUGCAAAUGAUGUACACAUGGGCUUCCUGUUACACAAACAGUGUAAACUGGUUCCUUAGUAUUUGUUAUUUGUUUAGAGAAUAGUGAGUAGAAUUUGACAACAAUCAAAAUAUUACCACUGAUAUUAUGAGGAAUGUGUCCCUCACAGUUGACCAACUAGUGCUCAGGUUGGUACUGUGGAUUUACAGUCAUGUCGUCAUAAGUUUCCAGAUAAAUGUUUCCAUGGAAUUCCCACAAUGCCUCCAUUAGUUGACUGCCACAUCUAGCAUUUCAUCACAGGAUGAUACAGACACAGUUUGUAAGUCAUUGUUCAGUGCAAAACUGGACUGAUAUACACUUAUCUAAAACUCUUCAGUCUCAACUUGGUUUUUUUAUAUUGAAUAUUCAGUAUGUAUUCACACUGGCAACAUGUCAGUAUAAUACAGUUUUAUUAAAUAAUUGCAAAAUAUAUUUAUACUUUUUUUAUUUUUUUUUAUUUUCACCAAAUAGCUGUUUGUAAAAACAACUUUCUAGUGCCAUGUUUCAUUUGUGACAUUUUCUUUUAAUUAGCAACUAAAUUGUCAAAUGAAAAAAAUAAUACAGAGGUUUGCAUUUCUAUACUCACACAAGGAUGUAUUCUAGACAAGACUUGCCUAAUACUUUAACAAGACACAUGGAAACGGAACUACCUAGUGGCAGAUUAACUCCAGUGUGUAUAUCCGUGUGGUGUAACCAAGUCAAGUAUAUAUCCAGCUUAUCUAUACAUAUUACUCCAUGCCCUUGCCCAUAUAAAGUCCACGUUUCCAAACAUCUGUGAUCUGUUACUACAUUGUUGUGAUGACAUAUGUGAUAUGUUCUAUCCGUCCUGUGAUCUGUACUUAGUUGCAAGGCAGGUUCUAGCAUUUCCCACCUUACCUUGCAAGCAGUUUGAUGGCGAUGGUGUCUAACGUAACAUGUUUCUACUGCCGUGCAUAACCAGCCUGUGUUGGCUGUAUGAAGUAUACUCAAUGUAACACUGUACACUAACUUACUCACUUUCUCAGGAAUAAAGUCAUGAAUGUGUA
Haliotis rufescens (red abalone) is the source of this 14168-nucleotide messenger RNA. Its product is annotated as myosin-9-like. NCBI's taxonomy places the organism in Eukaryota, Metazoa, Mollusca, Gastropoda, Lepetellida, Haliotidae. Bases 251 to 10615 code for a protein of 3454 amino acids. The record is from RefSeq and is a predicted model, not a curated record. The transcript is spliced from 40 exons.